Messenger RNA from Lucilia cuprina (Australian sheep blowfly), 2669 nucleotides. It is a transcript of the gene Pph13, whose product is annotated as homeobox protein SMOX-3. The record is from RefSeq and is a predicted model, not a curated record. Bases 914 to 2170 code for a protein of 418 amino acids. NCBI's taxonomy places the organism in Eukaryota, Metazoa, Arthropoda, Insecta, Diptera, Calliphoridae. Gene Ontology annotation, biological process: regulation of transcription by RNA polymerase II. The transcript is spliced from 3 exons. Gene Ontology annotation, molecular function: RNA polymerase II transcription regulatory region sequence-specific DNA binding; DNA-binding transcription factor activity, RNA polymerase II-specific.
UAAAUUAUAAAUAAUAAUCUGUUUUUAAACAUUUUUAAAAAUAUUUCUUUAAAAACAACAAAAAGCCACAAUUUCCCACAAUGGGGGUUGUCAAACAUAUUGAUACACAUAUAAAAUAAAAUUUGAAAAAAACAAUAAACUAUGGACAAAUAACAUAUAAGAAAAUAGACAUUUAUAAACCAUAGAAUAGUAAAACAAUUUCUAAGGCUUCUUCUAGUCUAAUGUACGAAAGUUAAAAAAUACAAAAACAAAAACAUAAAAAAAGAAAUCCACGACUUUUAAAGAAACUAAACUAUUCCCUAAUUUAGUCUGGUCGGUGCUGUUGGCGGUGCAAUAUAGAAUUAAAAAUUUAAAUUAAAAAUUAUUAAUAUUCAUUAAAAAAUUCAUAAGAAAAAAGCUUUAAACUUUUAAUAAUAUUAUUUUGAACACAAUAAUGGUGCUAAAUAAAAUAGUAUAAAAAUAUUCAAUUUAAAUUGGAAAAAAAUUAUAUAAAUUUAAAUAAAUACACAAAAUAAAAAAUCAAUUUAAAAAAUAAAAAAAUAUAUAUACAUAUAAUAACGAUUAGUUUAUAUUCACUGCUAAAGUCCCCACUAAAAACUCAAAGUGAAACCUUAUAAAUGUAUUUUGAAAAAAAUGUAAAACUAAACUGAGGCAAAAAUACCAAAAGAAAAAAAAACAAAAAAUGUUUAAAUAUCUUUUAAACAAACAAGAAUGGAGCAGCACACAUACUAAACUCAUGCAUCUUUAAAAAUCUAAACAACCACACACACACAUACACAAUAAAUGUUUCUUAAUUUAUUGUUAUUAAUUUAUAAGUUAAAAUACUAAUCUUUAGUUAGUUCAUUUUAUUUCGUUUUAUUCAAAUAAAUUAAACAAAAAACAAAUAAAUAAAUACAUAUAUUUCCUGUUUUGAAUGGAAAAAGGCACAACUAUGAAAAGGAAGCAACGACGUUACAGAACGACUUUCAAUACAAUACAAUUACAAGAAUUGGAAAGAGCUUUUCAACGUACUCAUUAUCCCGAUGUAUUUUUUCGUGAGGAAUUGGCUGUGCGCAUUGAUUUAACCGAGGCUCGAGUUCAAGUAUGGUUUCAAAAUCGUCGUGCCAAAUGGCGUAAACAAGAAAAAGUUGGUCUCAAAGACGGCGAGGAUCUGCAAUCUUAUGAUGAUAGUGUCAUGGCACAGCUGGAUCAACCUUUGGGUACAACUUUGUUACCUGAUACACCACCGCAAUCCUCAAACUCUCUAGACAAUGAAAGUAAAACAACCUUUAGUCAUGAGAAUGACAGUGCUGGAGAUAGAGCAGAUGAUAGUAUUGUAGGGGAUGGUGGGGUUACAACACCUUCACGCAUGUCUCCCAAUAUAUUUCUUAAUCUAAAUAUUGACCAUAUGGGUCUAGAACGUGGUGGAAGUUUGUCAAUGGAAUGGUCAACUUAUCCUCCCUCUACAUUAGCAAACAAUAGUUUGGUUACAAUGCCUUCCACAUCGACAAAAUCAACACCACUUUCAUUUCAAUCGCUACCACCUACCUCUUCAUCAUCGAUGAUGAAAUCUCAAGAUCAACUUAUUCUUCAACAGCAUCAACAUCAGCAAGAGCAGCAUUGCGAUAAUCAAAAUGUACAAAAUCUAAUCAGCGAUAAUUGUUUCAAUGGCUCAUUAGAUUUAGUUGAUAACAACACUUCCACCUCAACAUAUGAUGAAAUGAAAUUCUUAAAUGUUGAUCAAUACACUAUUGAACAAUUAAAGGCCGAGUGUAUUUUAAAUAUGGAUCAAACAUUAUCUCUGGACGAUCCCGAAAAGAAUCAACAUAUUAAUUUGCAAACAUUGUCAUUUGAACAUUUACAACAGCCAUUAAAUCAAGUCUCCCCCCACAGUCAUCAUUCAAUGUUUCAGCAUGAACAAACACAGGAAAAUGAUCAAUAUAUUCUGUCCAACAAUUGUCAUCAUCAACACCUUCAAAACAUAAAUACAUCUCACAUACAAAUGCAAAAUAUGCAACAAUUUAACAACGAUCCACUGCAUCAGCAUCUGCACCCGUUAAGUAUGGAUUUACCCGUAUUCAGUUUGACGGGCAUGGGUUCAAAAUCACCGCCUCUACUGACAUUAGAUAAACCUUUGUCAUUGAACAUCGGUGUGGAUGGUAUUAGUGAUUUAGUAGAUGAUAAAUUUUAGAAUUUAAACUUUUAAUGCAUAAGGGCAGGUAUAUGUUUAAAGUUACAAAUUCCAUUCCAUUCUGCACCAUUUUCAAUUGAGUCGAUUGAUUUGAAGGUAUUUAAAUUCAUUCAUUAAAAUUGAGUUUUCUAUUAACUACAUACAUUGGACUAAAUAAUAAACAUAAUAGCCUAUUUGACAAAGGUUUGUUACUUACAAAAAGUUCAAUUAAAAUUUAUUGUUAUCGUGCUAAGAAUUUUUAAAAUUUUAAGAUACAAUUGAAAAUGGUUUAGUAAAAGGUUGUGUAAGGAUGGUUUUUCAUAAUUUAGUCUUUGUUUAUGUCUAUAUUUAUCUUUUGUUCUAGUCAAAUUUUGUAAAUUAAUUUAAAUUUAUUAGUUUAAUUUGUAUGUUAAAUACAACUUAUUAUUUUAAUUACAAACAAAUAUAAAAUGAAUAUACAUUAGUUAUAAUUUACUUGCACUAAAAUUUUAGUCUAAGAAAAUAAUUGUGUCAUAAACCU